AUGGCCACUUCGCUUGCAAACACCCCUCAACUCUUCCACUGGUCCCAUUCUUCACUUGCAAACACCACUCAACUCUUCCACUGGUCCCAUUCUUCACUUGAAAACACCACUCAACUCUUCCACUGGUCCCAUUCCUCACUUGCAAACACCCCUAAACUCUUCCACUGGUACAAUUCUUCACUUGCAAACACCCCUCAACUCUUCCACUGGUCCCAUUCUUCACUUGCAAACACCACUCAACUCUUCCACUGGUCCCAUUCUUCACUUGCAAACACCCCUCAACUCUUCCACUGGUCCCAUUCUUCACUUGCAAACACCACUCAACUCUUCCACUGGUCCUAUUCUUCACUUGCAAACACCACUCAACUCUUCCACUGGUCCCAUUCUUCAUAA
Dreissena polymorpha is the source of this 393-nucleotide messenger RNA. RefSeq lists its product as uncharacterized. Bases 1 to 393 code for a protein of 130 amino acids. Lineage: Eukaryota; Metazoa; Mollusca; Bivalvia; Myida; Dreissenidae. The transcript has 2 exons. The record is from RefSeq and is a predicted model, not a curated record.